This is a messenger RNA of Tachyglossus aculeatus (Australian echidna), 1688 nucleotides long. RefSeq names its product lipoic acid synthetase (gene LIAS). The record is from RefSeq and is a predicted model, not a curated record. Gene Ontology annotation, cellular component: mitochondrion. Lineage: Eukaryota; Metazoa; Chordata; Mammalia; Monotremata; Tachyglossidae. Gene Ontology annotation, biological process: lipoate biosynthetic process. Gene Ontology annotation, molecular function: lipoate synthase activity; 4 iron, 4 sulfur cluster binding. The transcript is spliced from 11 exons. Bases 1 to 1230 code for a protein of 409 amino acids.
AUGCGCCGUGUGAGGGCGAAGUGCCCGGAUGUGGCGGCCGCGCUGCAGGCCGACGAGUCGAUCGCCGAGGCGUCGAGCGGCAGGACGGGCCGAGCUGUCAUGGCGGGCCGAUGCCCGGGCCUCGGGCUCCGGGUGUUUGGGAGCCGUUUAGGUUACCGAUUCAGAGGAUUAAGUUCUUUGCCGGAUGAAAAGAAGGAAUACCUGAAAAAUGGACCAGACCUUCAAGAUUUUGUAUCUGGAGGUUUGUCAGACAAGAGUGCCUGGGCUGAUUAUAAGGAGAACUUGAAACGCCAGAAGGGCGAGAGGCUGAGACUACCUCCGUGGCUAAAAACCGAGAUUCCAAUAGGCAAGAACUACAACAAGCUGAAAAGUUCGCUGCGGAAUUUAAACCUUCACACGGUGUGCGAGGAAGCCCGCUGCCCCAACAUCGGCGAGUGUUGGGGCGGGGGUGAGAAUGCUACCGCCACGGCCACCAUCAUGCUGAUGGGCGACACGUGCACGAGGGGCUGUAGAUUCUGCUCCGUGAAGACGGCCCGGAACCCGCCGCCCCUGGACCCCGAGGAGCCGUACAACACGGCCAAGGCCGUCGCCGAGUGGGGCCUGGACUACGUGGUUCUCACGUCUGUGGAUCGCGACGAUCUGCCGGACGGAGGAGCCGAGCACUUCGCGAGGACGGUGUCGCACUUGAAAGAAAGGAAUUCAAAAAUCCUCGUGGAAUGCCUGACCCCCGAUUUCCGCGGCGAUCUGCAGGCCGUUGAGAAGGUCGCCCUUUCGGGCUUGGACGUGUUCGCCCACAAUGUGGAGACGGUUCCAGAGCUGCAGAGGCAGGUCCGGGAUCCGCGAGCCAGCUUCGCCCAGUCCGUGCGGGUCCUGAAGCACGCCAAGGACGUUCAGCCUCGACUCGUCUCCAAGACGUCCCUGAUGUUGGGCUUGGGCGAGACGGACCGGCAGGUGUACUCGACCCUCCGAGCUCUGCGGGAGGCCGACGUGGACUGUCUGACUCUGGGCCAGUACAUGCAACCGACGAGGCGUCACCUCAAGGUGGAGGAGUAUAUAACGCCUGCCAAGUUUAAACACUGGGAAAAGGUGGGAGAGGAGCUUGGAUUUCACUAUACCGCCAGCGGACCCUUGGUACGCUCCUCCUACAAAGCAGGUGAAUUCUUCCUGAAGAAUCUAGUGACCAAACGAAAGACGCCAGUGGAAAGCGACAAGCCGACUUCACUAGCGUAAUGGAGCUCGAGGAUCCCAGCCAGGCAUUUGAUCUUCAACCCCGCUCCCUGCUUUUUUGUGUCCGUUUGGGAUUUAUGUAAUUGUUGGGGCUGUUGUCAUUUGGCUUUGUCCACUGGCCCCGUGGUCACUGGGACUCUCAAGCCUGCCCCAGUUUGAAAAAUUUGUAGCGGAAAAUGAGUAAGGCCGGAGCUUCCGGACGUCGGCCUCACCGGCACCGUCGCAUUUGGGAAUUGUGGACGCGGUGGAUUGUAGGGAGACGUUCCAUUUGGGAAUUGUGGACGCGGUGGGUCGUGGAGGGACGUUCAGCAGAGCGUGAUCGGUUCACGCAGUUAACGGGUGACGUGGGCGAUGGCUGCAGCGUCACUCCAUCCUUUGGCUGUGGCGCCGGGUUUGAGGGACGAUUCUGGUAGACGGGCGGGAGGACUUUGGGCUCUGAGCAAAAUGCAAUUACACAUUAA